Zychaea mexicana is the source of this 1044-nucleotide messenger RNA. RefSeq names its product phosphatidic acid phosphatase type 2/haloperoxidase. The transcript is spliced from 7 exons. Gene Ontology annotation, molecular function: phosphatidate phosphatase activity. NCBI's taxonomy places the organism in Eukaryota, Fungi, Mucoromycota, Mucoromycetes, Mucorales, Lichtheimiaceae. Bases 1 to 1044 code for a protein of 347 amino acids. Gene Ontology annotation, biological process: phospholipid metabolic process. The record is from RefSeq and is a predicted model, not a curated record.
AUGUCGCUCAGGGUAGAUUGGAAAAGCCCGCACACAAAAAGAAUCAUUGUAUCCUAUUUACCGGACUGGAUUCUCGUGAUUCUUAUGGCAGGCGCUUUCUACGGUAUUGACCAGAUUCCACCGUUCCAUCGCGAAUUCUCACUCGAAGACAAGACAAUCAUGUUUCCACACUCACCAAGCGAUUCCGUUCCCAUGUGGGUCGUCGGUGUGAUAUGUCUUGCAGCACCCAUUGUCAUUAUCGCUAUUAUGUCUCUCGGCUUCAAACGCAGCAUAAUUGACUUUCACAGUGGUAUACUCGGCCUCGGGCUUAGCUUAAGUAUGUGUCUCAUGCUGACGACAACCAUCAAGAUUACCGUCGGUCGCCCAAGACCUGAUUUUCUUGAUCGGUGCCAGCCUGCGGAAGGGUCUGUUGACCCUCCAUUUGGCUUAUCCAACUAUACCGUUUGCACAUCGCCACUUGACACGCACGAGAUGCUGGACGGGUUCAAGAGUUUUCCUAGUGGACAUUCUUCAUUUUCGUUCGCUGGGCUUCUUUACCUUGGGCUCUUUAUUGCAGGCAAAAUGCAAAUGUUUGAUGAACGAGGCCAUACGUACAAGGGCUUUAUAUUCGCUUUUCCAUUUAUCGGUGCGCUGCUUGUCGCCAUUUCACGUACUCAAGAUUACCGACAUCAUUGGCAAGAUGUUUUCAUUGGCUCCUUACUAGGUUCAGCAUGCGCUUGGUUUGCUUACCGUCAGUACUAUCCAUCUUUGGCUCACUCGACGCCUCACCAUCCAUUCAAGAGCAGAAUUCAUUUUUUUAAACAUGGUACUUCAAAUGAAAGAAUUCUACGUUAUAAUCAAGAACCUGUGUAUAACCCAGGUCGAGCAGACAGUGAACAUGGCUUAUUGGGCGAUGAUCCCGGUAACGCGUACGCUAUGCAAAACACGCGCAAUUAUCCCCAACAAUCAUCACAGCAGGAACCGCAAAACCAGCAAUACCCGUAUAGCCGUGAAGGUACCGUGGCUGCUUCUAGUAGCUACGACCCUCCCAGUGGUAAAAUUUAA